Molecule: messenger RNA, 1197 nt
Organism: Pseudocercospora fijiensis CIRAD86
Lineage: Eukaryota; Fungi; Ascomycota; Dothideomycetes; Mycosphaerellales; Mycosphaerellaceae
Exons: 7
Coding region: 1-1197 (398 amino acids)
Molecular function (GO): metal ion binding
Source: RefSeq, a predicted model, not a curated record
AUGGCAUCGCACGCUACACCUGCUUUUCUGACCGCUCUGCCUUCACCAUGGCCUCGCCUGCUCGUUAUUUCUGCCGUUUUCGCCCUCUCUACGGCGUUCACGGCAUACAUCGCGACCGAUCGCGAGGAAACGGCCACACAACUGCCUGACGCUGAUGCCUUACUCACAUCCCUCAAGGCUCCAACGCAUCCUGAACCGAACGUCGAGUGCAUCAUUUGCAGGGAUGAUCCAGAAGAUCCGGUCCAGAUUGCUUGCAACCAUGUCUUCUGCCGAGUUUGUUUGGCGAGCUGGCUUCUAGGAAGGAAGAACGAAAGCUGCCCGUAUUGCUUUCACAAAAUAUGCACUUCGACUGGGCAUACGUCUACAGCAUGUAAUGUACUUCUGUGCUGCUGGCUGACCACGGGACUGCUGAUAGUCUGGGCGGCGACGCAUUAUCUGGCCUUGGCUCUCUCCAAGUACGGCCUCGCGCUUGCGUUCAAGAUCAGAUUCGUGGCCGCGAUGCUGGUAUUAUACGCCAUAGCUAUGGCGCUUCUGGACCUGACUCAUCAUGCCGUCGACCAACGACGAGAUUUGGGAGUACACUGGUGGAAGGGAGUCUCUCGCGGCGAUAACCUGGAUUCGUUGAUGGCCGGCGCCUCGGUCAUGCUAGCUGGUCUGAGUGCAUGGGACAGCAACGUGGCAAGUGACGAGCUUCUCGAUUGGGUCAAAGCUUCUGCAAGCGGCCAUUACCUUGAGGCGAGGUUUGCGGGAGCCGUUCGUGUAGAAUGCCGCGCGGUGGCACUUUGCAUCAUUCGCCUCACCCUGGCAGUCAUCGAUAGGCGAUUCGCGCCGAAUAACCGAUACCAUGAGCGACUAUCCCAGGGUAUUUUGGCGACAACCGCGAGGGCCAAAGACGCCAGACCAAUCUAUGGCAGAGCCAGGCGAGCAGCGCUGAUGCCUGGCGUCAGAAUCAAAGCCGUUUGCAUGAUGGAAGAAUGGCUCUUUGGAAGAGCCGUCACCACGUUCCUAAUCGGAUCAAGUUUUGCGGUGCUCGAUGCGCUGAUUGCUUGGUUCGUUAUCCCAGAUGUGAGCACACGAUUGGAAGAUGAGGAUGAAGCGUGGAAGCAGUAUCUCGCACGCAACGGUUGGGAAGCAAAAUUUGGUGACACAACAUCCAAGGAUCCUACUGCUGUCAAGAUGGAUGCGAUAAAGUCCUAA